Messenger RNA from Trichobilharzia szidati, 2584 nucleotides. The record is from the annotation of a GenBank genome assembly. Lineage: Eukaryota; Metazoa; Platyhelminthes; Trematoda; Strigeidida; Schistosomatidae.
UUAAUCUUUUAGUUUAGAGAAUCCAAUCAUAUUAAGAAAAGGCGCCUGCAAACGCAUACACACAUACACAUACACAACUACAGCGUAUUAUUGCAUCUAUCAAGUGUUAUGUGAUCAUCUUGUGCAUACAUACAUAUAGACACAUACACAUACACACACACACAGCAUUAUAUACUACAUGCAGAUGAAAGAAGUAAAUACACAAUUAGACGACGAUAUAAUGAUUCCUAUUAUACCGUUGGAGGAUAUAUCUUCGUUUAAUAUUGAUAAUAAUAAUAAUAAUAAAUCAUCUGUAGAUGAAGAAGGAGAAAUAACUAAUUGUCAAGAGAAGGAAUUUCAUCAAAUGAGCCUUAAUGUAUCAUUGUCAUCACAAUCACAAUCGGCAUCGGCAUCACCAUCAACUGGUGGUAAACACGAAACUGGAUUCACUACUACACUUCAUAAUGGAUGAUGUUUAUCAUUGUCAGAAGACACCUGUAAAUUCUUCAUCAGCUGCUUCUACAUCUUCUUCUUCUACUUCUUCUUGGUCAACAUCAUCUUAUUCUAUCUCCUCCACACAUAUGCCCAGCACUGCACUGGAUGAGAUGGAUAAAUUAAAAUUAAAAGUGGAUGGUAGUUGUGAUUUAAAAAAACCCGGUGAUCAUUCUACACAGCCUCCUUAUUCUCACAUGUCGCCAACAUCUUAUCAUUCACCAGCACCAUUCUGGUAUGAACCAGCUGCUAUAGCUGCAAAUAAUGCCUGUGAUUAUACAAUUAAAAUUACUCUGGAAAUGGCUAAAUCUGGUCAAGCGCCUAGACCAGUUCGUGUAUAUGCCGACGGAGCCUAUGAUAUGUUUCAUUCUGGUCAUGCUCGUCAAUUAAUGCAAGCUAAAUGUGCCUUUCCAAAUACUUACCUAAUCGUAGGUGUCUCUAAUGAUGCCGAUGUACAUCAUUACAAAGGUAGAACAGUUAUGAAUGAAAAAGAGCGUUAUGAAGCUAUUCGGCAUUGUCGGUAUGUAGACGAGGUUAUAAAUGAUGCACCUUGGUCUAUAACUAAUGAUUUUUUACAAAAACAUAAGAUUGAUUUUGUUGCACAUGAUGACAUUCCUUAUGCAUCGCCUGACAGUGAAGAUGUGUACAAACCACUCAAAGAUGCUGGCAUGUUUCUAGUAACUCAGCGUACAGAGGGGAUUUCAACUACUGAUGUAAUCGGUCGUAUUGUACGUGACUAUGAUGUCUACCUAAGGAGGAAUAUUCGACGAGGAUUGUCAAGGAAAGAUUUGAAUAUCAGUUAUAUGAAGGAAAAAAGUAUCCGACUACAGAAUAAUCUGGAGACAAUGAUGAAACGUGGCUCAACAUUUAUUCAAAAUUUUGAUAGUAAACGUCGUGAAUUUGUCGAUCAAUUGGAGGAUAUUUCACAUGAAGUUGUUCGUUCAUUUAUGCGUAUUUUUGGAUCAGAUGGUCAUUUACGUCAUUGGUGGUCAUCGCGUAAACGUGCAAUAUCGAAUUCAACCUUUUCAUCCCCAAGAACAUCACCAACUUGUAGUGGAAGUGAUGAAGAUGAUGAUGAUGAUAAUGAAUCGGAGCAACCGUAUAAUAAAAAACCAAGAAAAUGUUACAGUAUGAUCUAUGGUCCUCGUUCGUGUAGUAGUUCAGUUACAGAUUCUGAUGAACAGACAAGUGAACGAAGAACACUGUCAAGUACAGAUGAACCACACGAUGAUCACUUACCGUCAAUAAACGAUAGUCGAAGACAAUUAAUUACACGACAAGGCCUGAAAAAUAAUGAGUCAAGAUUACGCAGAAAUAGUUAUCGUAGCCUCCGAUCUACAGGGAGGAGUGAAUCAUUCCUUAAAAAGAAAUAAUAAAAGAAGAAGAAAUUCUCUCUCAGGUUUCUAACAAUCAUUGAUUGGUUGAUUCGUUCAUUUGCUCACAUUUGUUCACCACAAUUCACUUUUGUUAUAUUGAUAGUGGAACAACUUGAUUUUCUCCUGUGCCGCUCUCUCUCUCCUGAUUUACAUUUUUGCCUUUAAUAAUAGUUUGUCAUUUUGAAUCGAGUUUUUUGUUUGUUUUAGUUUUUGUUAUUGUGUGGAUCUUUUGAUUGAUCGACAUUCACCGUUCACUUCCUCUUCCUCUUCCUUGUAAUCAUCAAAUCUGCAAUAUACAACAACUACAACAACAGAUGGGAUUCUUGUAUACUGUGAAAGUCUUUCUUUUACUAUGAUUAUUACUAUCAUUAUUAUUAUUACUAUUUGUUGUGAUCGUUGGCGUUGGUUGUAAUGAUCGUCUUACGAAUAGACGAUUGGACGACAAGAGACUAAAGAAUACUAUCUCUCCCAGUACAGUACCUCGCCAAAAAAAAACCCAAUUUAUUUCUGUACUAUUUUCUUUUUCUGUGUUCUUGUUGGUUAACCGAAGAAAGAAAAAAAAUGUUUACGUCUUAUUUUUCUCAAGUAAAGAAAGAAAAAGAUAGAAAAUCCCUCACCACUCUUUAUACUUAUGCGCAGUACACUAAAUAAAUCCUGGUGUUGGUUAUAGUAGGGAUUUGAUUGGCCACUAGCUGAUAUCAGUUAGAGAACCACCAUUGGAAAGCCAGGAAGAACUG